This is a messenger RNA of Rodentolepis nana, 438 nucleotides long. The record is from the annotation of a GenBank genome assembly. Lineage: Eukaryota; Metazoa; Platyhelminthes; Cestoda; Cyclophyllidea; Hymenolepididae.
AUGAAGAUGAAAAAAUGGAGUUUCCCCGCUGGUCAUUACUAGCUGGACAACAGAUCAGGUGGGUCUUCUCCGUUUCCUCCUGUCGGUUACAUAGUGGGCAUGUGGGUUGAGUGCAUACUCCCAAUCUGUGAAAUUGUUUUGCCAGACAAUCGUGGCCCGGUACAUAGUCUUAACUCAGCAAAGGCUUCGAUUCUUGGCCAAUCGGCUACGUCGGAGAGUGCCACUGUCUACUGUUUCUCCUUUGUUCGAGCUUUAAGCCUUCAUAAUUGGCAUAGUGCUACCCUAAUGGCCUCUAUUUCUCCUUCAACAGCGGAUCUAUUGUGUCUCGCUGCUGGAGGUGCUGAAGAAUUUAUCCAUGGGAAUGCGCAAUUGCUUCUCAAACAGGAUCAAGGCCUUUUCUUUGAUAAGGGAACAUAUCGUAGUGCUUCCUGUAACUAG